Messenger RNA from Sycon ciliatum, 1147 nucleotides. RefSeq lists its product as uncharacterized. The transcript is spliced from 5 exons. The record is from RefSeq and is a predicted model, not a curated record. The coding region runs from base 270 to 860 and encodes 196 amino acids. Lineage: Eukaryota; Metazoa; Porifera; Calcarea; Leucosolenida; Sycettidae.
CGUUGUAUGUGAUGAGCACCCGCGUCCCUGCAAUGUACCGGAAGUUUUGCGCAAGCUGGUAACAGUUUUGGCUGUUUCAAAUACAGGAGUGCAGUACUGACCGCCUUAAAAGCCUAAAUCGAGGGAGUCUCCGUCAACAGCUUAGCGGUUGAUGGUUGAUUCUGCAGUUGACUCUGCAGGCGUCCCUCCAGUUGACUCAGCAGACUGUAUUGCGGGAGAGCAAGCGGCUGCCUCGUUCCUUGACGUGCAUAAAUAAAAUCUGUGAAAUCAUGCUGUCGUGUUUGGAGAAAUCGCCAUCCCAGAGACCGUCCUUCGACAGGUUGGUCUCCACUCUGGUGUCAAUUCUCGACACUGAAAAGCACUACAUGGAAUUCAGUGGGACGGCAGGCGGGAAAUGCCCUAUUCGCAAACUGACUGGCAAAGACCAGUCACAGACCCAUGACUCACCGGAGAUGUUUGCGUGUAGCUCGCCGGCACCGUCCCUCCGCCACUCCCCAUCGGCCAAGCUAUCACCGAUAGAAGAGGAAAGUGUAUCUGACCUGCAGACCUACAGCACGCAUUGCUCAGACACCGGGAGCGAAGACAGAAUGUCUUCGGCCGCAUCCUCAUUUCUAUCAGCCACAUCACUGUAUGGAGCAAGACAAGCGAGCGAGCAUAAUCAUCAUCAGCAAACAGGACACUAUUACGUGCAGUGUCCCAGAUCGCCAGCUCACAAGGCCUUCCCGUCGAUUGUCUUCAAGUUUUCCAGCGUCGACGAGCGCGAGGAGUCUGACGACUUCCCAACACAUCAGCGCGGGUCUAUUGGCCACAGUGUUGCGACCGCGCCACCCACUGCCCUGACUGCAUCGGCACUAGGGUGAUUUUAAAAGGUUAGAAUUUCGUUGCUGAAAGUGGUCACAACUUCCUGAGAUCAGAUUCUUCUCUUUUAAAAUCUCCCAAACGUAUUUUAGCGGCAUAUUAAACAAGCACUUUUUAACAGUGCUACCUGCAAAACGAACAAUCUUUUUAACAGCACUGCUAACAUUAUGUUUGGUUCAGUGUUCAGAUGUCCAGCACAUUAAUUUUUAUCCUGAUGUCUUACUCAUUAAAAAAUAUUUUAACCCUUUCACUACCCAUUAUUUUCGGAGUCAAUUCACAGUCUACAAAA